GAGGGUCUGAGGACACUUUGUGUUGCCUAUCGGCCUCUGAGUCCUGAACAGUACCAGGAGGUUUGCCACCUGCUGAACGGGGCCAAAUUGGCUCUACAAGACCGAGACAAACGGCUGGCUGAGGCUUACGACAUCAUCGAGAAAGACCUGAUCCUGCUGGGAGCCACUGCUGUGGAGGACAGGCUCCAGGAAAAGGCAGCGGACACCAUCGAGUCUCUCCACAAAGCAGGUAUGAAGGUGUGGGUGCUGACCGGCGAUAAGAUGGAGACAGCGGCCGCGACCUGCUAUGCCAGCAAGCUGUUUCACCGCAACACCCAGAUCCUGGAGCUGACCACCAAACGCACAGAGGAGCAGAGCCUUCACGAUGUCCUGUUUGACCUGAGCAGGACCGUCCUGAGGCAGCACGGAACCAUGACCAGGGACACUUUCUCUGGUUUUUCAGGUGACUGUACUGACUACGGUUUGAUCAUUGAUGGAGCCACCCUCUCCGCGGUGAUGAGGCCCACCCAGGAGGACUCAAACUCAGGGAACUACAAAGAGAUCUUCUUAGAAAUCUGCCGCAACUGCAGCGCCGUGCUCUGCUGUCGAAUGGCGCCACUCCAAAAAGCACAGAUUGUGAAGCUGAUCAAAGCCUCCAAGGAGCACCCGAUCACGCUGGCUGUUGGAGACGGAGCUAAUGAUGUCAGCAUGAUCCUAGAGGCCCACGUUGGCAUCGGUAUCAUGGGUAAGGAAGGUCGUCAGGCGGUGAGGAACAGUGACUACGCCAUCCCAAAGUUCAAACACCUCAAGAAGAUGCUGCUCGUCCACGGACACUAUUACUACAUACGCAUCUCUGAACUCGUGCAAUACUUCUUCUACAAGAAUGUCUGUUUCAUUUUCCCCCAGUUCCUCUACCAGUUCUUCUGUGGCUUCUCACAACAGCCGCUGUAUGAUACAGCCUACUUGACUCUGUACAACAUCAGCUUCACCUCGCUGCCCAUCCUGCUCUACAGCCUCAUCGAGCAGCACAUUAACAUGGACAUUCUGAAGAAGGACCCGUCUCUCUAUAG
Molecule: messenger RNA, 1049 nt
Organism: Morone saxatilis (striped sea-bass)
Lineage: Eukaryota; Metazoa; Chordata; Actinopteri; Moronidae
Product: probable phospholipid-transporting ATPase IH
Biological process (GO): phospholipid translocation
Cellular component (GO): trans-Golgi network; recycling endosome; plasma membrane
Molecular function (GO): ATPase-coupled intramembrane lipid carrier activity; magnesium ion binding; ATP binding
Source: RefSeq, a predicted model, not a curated record